AUGGGCUUCUACGAGACUGAUGCUCUGCAUAAACAUAACUACGUUGGCGGUGGCGGCAGCGCAUAUGUCUACCACGUCAGUCCGAUGAUUGUGGUGAAAACCGUCCGCCCUGACCGAGACUUUAAAGAAGAGGAGGAGAUAGGACACCCUUUGCAUGGGGAUAUCGCUUUUUACGAACGCUUUAACGCGCGCCAGGACCGAUGUCCGCACAUUGUGGAAUGUUUUCUUAUGUUUCCAGACUAUCUUUUCCUAUCAUUUUGCCCUAACAAGGCCUUCAUCCAUUACUAUCUUGAACAUUGUCAGGAGCGAGAAGAUGACCGUCUCUUCGGGCGUUUUAUCCGUGUGAAAGAGUACCAAGACCCUGCUCUUAUCGCUCGAUGGAUACAACAACUCACGUCUGCCCUCGAAUACGUGGAGAAAAUGGGAUACUGCCACAAUGAUCUAAAUUCGAUGAAUUGCCUUCUUGAUGAGAGACUUAAUCUAAAGCUAUCUGAUUUCGGUCGCGCCUCCACUAUUGGGCAAUAUCUGGAGUGUAGCAUGGCUCCAUGGGCGCUAAAGUUGAGUGCUGGGCCCUUAGCGGGUACUCAUGGUCUCUGCUCUGCUAGAACCGAGCAGUUUGCAGUUGGGUCUUUCCUCUACUUCUUAGUAUAUGGUUAUAAUCCCUAUGAUGAUAUUAAUCUCGAAGGGCCGGAGUUAGAACGUCGAUUUAAGGUAAUGGAUUUCCCCGAGCUAAAUCGCCACGAAAUCUUCGAUGAGCUUAUAUCUGCUUGUUGGUAUAAUGUCUAUCCUACUAUGUAUAUGGUAGCGUAUGAUUUUAAGCGCAAAACAAAAGACAUUGGAACAAUGCCAGAAGAAUAUGAGAUCAUUGACCGUACUAAGGGGAGAAAAACCAGCGAAGCACUGAACCGGACUUCGAAUACUCGGAUCGCUGUUGGGCUGAAGAGAUUGAUCGUACAUUUUCGGCUGCGCCGAUGGGUUAUACUGAACAAUAUUGCCCUAAUAUCCAUUAUAAUGGAACGUGUAGAGAGCUUUGCAACAUUCCCUGUUCUCAGGAUACCAGUCGGCAUUUUUAUCAUCACAAGCAAUGGAGGUGUGGAAGCUAUAAUUGUGUUAUCUCGGUACCCAUUCUCAUAUGAUGAUGAUAUUCUCUGGAGACUAUCAACGAAACGUUUUCAGACAAUUCUGAGCAGCUUAUACUUUACGAGCGCCUAUAAAAUUGCUACAAAGGGGGUCUUCAGCCUGUACAACUGGAAGUACGCUUGGGUGAGAAUCACUCAAGGGCUCUUUGUGGAUGGUUGGGUCGAAGUGUUAUCAGAGAUACGUCUGAACGGAGACACUCCAGUAUCCGACUUCAAGGUAAUAGCUCCAAGUCUGGCUCACUCCCGUGGGUAUGAGUUCCUUGUCGCAAUUGAAGCAGUGCUCUGGUCAAUUAGGUAUAAGGCUUGUUAA
Molecule: messenger RNA, 1449 nt
Organism: Microsporum canis CBS 113480
Lineage: Eukaryota; Fungi; Ascomycota; Eurotiomycetes; Onygenales; Arthrodermataceae
Product: protein kinase domain-containing protein
Exons: 4
Coding region: 1-1449 (482 amino acids)
Biological process (GO): intracellular signal transduction; protein phosphorylation
Molecular function (GO): protein serine/threonine kinase activity; ATP binding
Source: RefSeq, a predicted model, not a curated record